This is a messenger RNA of Saccostrea echinata, 2550 nucleotides long. RefSeq lists its product as uncharacterized. The transcript is spliced from 9 exons. Lineage: Eukaryota; Metazoa; Mollusca; Bivalvia; Ostreida; Ostreidae. Bases 1 to 2550 code for a protein of 849 amino acids. The record is from RefSeq and is a predicted model, not a curated record.
AUGCGUAUUCUUGACUUCUUUAUCGGAAUUUUAGUUCUGGUUUUGAUAUUGUGUUCUUCAGCUUCGAAGAAUUCUUCUGAUUCAAUAACAUCUAACUCCGUCGUGAUAGAUGGUGAUCCAAUAAAUAUAACAACAUCAAUGGUUGUAACACAUCCGUCAACGCCAACAUACAAACCAACACCAACGACACCAGAAACAACAUCAAAAGAAGCAUCAAAAAAUAUAACGACAAUAUAUAAAACAAUCACCACUACAUCUAGCUUCACAGAAAAGACAACAAGCAAUACUACAGAACCACCAAACACAACAAUACACGACUGCACAACACUGACAUCGACUCCCAUGACAGCCAAAACUAGCACCACAACACGACCACUAAUCACAACCACAUCAAACCAAAAAGCACAAUCAUCAACCACCACAACAUCUGCAACUAGCAACAAAACACAUCAAGCAACUACAACAAUGUUAGAUCUCACAAUACAGACAUCAACUACCUCGACAACUGCAACUAACAACAGAACACCGACAACAACAACACGAUACCAUGCAGCACAAAAAUCAACUACUACCACACCCGACUACACAACAGAGACUUCAACUACCACAACUGCAACCAACAACAGAACACAAUCAAAAACCACAACCGACCACAAAAUACAAGCAUCAACUACCUCGACAUUCGCUUCUAGCAGUGCAACACAACCACCAAUCACAGCACAAAUGUCGACUGCCAUGACAAUCACAACAGGCACCACAAUACAACCACCAACCACAACCAUAGUCACUCACACUACAGAAACUUGGAAUGCUUCAACAGCCGAAAGUAACACCACAAAACAAGCAAUAACCACAAACAAGUUUAGCUAUAUUACGCAAACAUCGACUCCCACGACAACCAGCAACACAACACAACAAACUACCACAAACACACCCGACCACACAAUACAAACUUCAACUACGAUGACAACCGCAACCAGCAACCGAACAAAAUCAACAACGAUACACUUAUCUAAUCAUACAGAAGGAAUAUCAACUCCCAUGACAACACCAAAUAACAUCUCAACACAACUUUCAACCACAACUAUAGUUAGUCACACUUUACAAACUUCGACUAUUAAAAAUACCGCAAAUCAAUCAACAACCACAAAUAUUUCUGGGCACACAACACAAACUUCUACUCCCAUAAUCCUAACUCACAACACAACAAUACAGUCAGUAUCAUUACUACCAACAACAUUGGAACAAGAACUAACUUCUGCAAAUGUACCAAAACAAUCAACAAAAGAAUCUUAUAAUACAACCACAGUUACAUCAGCAGUGGAGAGUUCCUCAAACGAACACACAAUGGAUAUUUCGGAAAAUACCAUGUUAAUAGAAAAUAAUAUUUCUCAGCCAUCGUCUACCCAAAUCAAAACAACAGAGUCUUCAUCAAGUACGCCGAGUUCUAUAACACCUCUGACGACCAAUUCCAAGACAACUAUUUUAAGACUAAGCAACACCCUGAGCCUACAAUUUACAAUGCUUAUCACCACGGAUAGAAAUAGUUCUGAAGAAUUGUACAGAACUAGUUUUUACUAUAAGAAAUGUAACAGUGUGGAACUCCUUGUAGCUAUCAUGGUAGACAUCGAAGGUAUCGGAGAGAGGAGAACAGUCCCUGGUCUAUCAGUCGUAGAUGAAGCCAAGAUCAAUAUUACAUGUACAAUUGAUGUUGGAAUCCCAGUCUUAAAACUUCGGGAACAAAACAAGACAAUAACAGAUUUUGCAACCGACAUUUCUAAUAGUAUUCGACAAAACAUCUUAAACUUCACAUCUCUGACAUGGCAUGCUGUUAAUAUAUCGGAUGAAAUUGAGAAACAACUGAAAAUCCAGACUAGGGAUAUAACUGAGUGCUCUGCCUCUGGGAAGCUUUGCCCACUAGGUUAUGCAUGCCGUGCCCUCGAUCAUGACCACUUCACCGGUAUAUGUUUCCACAAAUGUGAUCUGGAAGAGAAUAAAUGUAAAAACAAUGGAUAUUGCAAUUUUGACUCUGUGAAAAAUAAAACAGUUUGUAGGUGUCAAUCUUCUUUUCUGUCACUGUAUUAUGGAUCCAACUGCGAAGACCAGACGGGGAAGUUAGAGACCGUGAUAGGAUUCACUCUAGGAUUGGCGAUUCUACUGAUUGUUUUGGUCUUUAUUGCAGUUCUCUGUUGUAGACGAAACCAUGAGAGUAUCAAAGAAUUUAGGAGACAUGACGAUAAAUCUACAUUAGAGACGGACUUCCUGUCAGAGUCGGGCGGUGUACAAGUCAUGGACUUCAAUUACCGUAAAUCUACAAAGUUCAAUCCGAAUAGUUUAGAUGUAGAUCCAGUAGUAAAAAUUCUGGUCCCUAAUCCUGCAGAUGUCAACGUGUCUGAAAUGUUAGAGUCACCAGGGUGCUCCACAAUUUCAUCAGACAACUCGGACAACUUCAGACAAGAGAAUAAGCGUCAGGAAUCCACAGAGUCACGUGCCUCUGACGUAAGGAAGCCUGGAGACGAAGAUUCUUUUUUUUCCCGCCAUUGUUCUUAG